AAGAUACGAAUUUUCGAAAAAAAAAAUUCGUGGAAAAAAUAACUGAACUGAAUCGACAUCGAACGAUCGAUUGUCUUGAAGUCACUGUUGACUAUAAGACCAAUCCCCUUCUCUGAAUCACAUGUUUCAUUCUCUUCACAUUCUCUCUCGUUCCAAACAAGUCUUACUUUAACAACAACCUAAUCUUUUACUCUUUCAUUCUCCAUUUCCUUCAUUUACAUCAAAAAAAAUUCUUGUUUCUCUCUUAACUUCAUACGAUAACUUAUGGGAUUUUCCGGCAAGACUUACCACCAGUUUGACAGAAAAUUUAGCGAAACUACCGAAGGGAAGAAAUGCGUCAUCACCGGAAUCUCCUUACAUUCUACGGUGAAGCCGAUUAGCCUCUCUUCCUCUGCCGUAUCCAACACGGAAGACGAAGAUCUCUGUCCAACGACUCCAACAGCGGAUUCCGUUAGAAUACCGACGGUAAUUCCGUGUCCUCCGGCGCCUAAGAAACGGAAACUGACAUUGAAGGUUAGCUACGGCCCUAGAGAGUUCUUUUCGCCACCAGAUCUCGAGACCGUCUUCAUAUACAGAACUACUUGAUUUUGAAUUUUUGAUUAAUUAUAUAUAGAGAUCACUUAUAUAUAAUCUCUACUCUCUCUAACCUGUUUUGGUUUACUUCAAAAAAAUAGUUUCUUAAAUUUCUAAAUGAGUUCUUCCUUACUUUAGCUUCUUUAUUCUGAAGUGUCUUAACAUUAAAAUGGUUGUCAAAAAAAGAUACAAUUACUAAGUAUCUAUCUUUUAGUUUUUGUUUCUUAUUUUUUAUUUUCUUUUGAUUUUACCAUAAGCUAUUAUUCUAUUUUUUCCAACAAAUUGUAAGUACUCGUCCCUGUUCCAAGAUAAUAUCUAAAUCGUUGAAAACUGUAAGAUGGUUAAAAGAAACUUUGUUUACUUUA
Molecule: messenger RNA, 938 nt
Organism: Arabidopsis thaliana (thale cress)
Lineage: Eukaryota; Viridiplantae; Streptophyta; Magnoliopsida; Brassicales; Brassicaceae
Product: cyclin-dependent kinase inhibitor SMR2-like protein
Exons: 1
Coding region: 265-585 (106 amino acids)
Biological process (GO): regulation of DNA endoreduplication
Source: RefSeq, marked reviewed